Puccinia triticina is the source of this 4878-nucleotide messenger RNA. RefSeq lists its product as uncharacterized. Gene Ontology annotation, molecular function: DNA topoisomerase type II (double strand cut, ATP-hydrolyzing) activity; DNA binding; ATP binding. Gene Ontology annotation, biological process: resolution of meiotic recombination intermediates; DNA topological change; sister chromatid segregation. Bases 1 to 4878 code for a protein of 1625 amino acids. Gene Ontology annotation, cellular component: nucleus. The record is from RefSeq and is a predicted model, not a curated record. The transcript is spliced from 18 exons. NCBI's taxonomy places the organism in Eukaryota, Fungi, Basidiomycota, Pucciniomycetes, Pucciniales, Pucciniaceae.
AUGUCCUCCGACGAACUGACCGACCUUCCCAAGAUCAAAGCCGCUGCCAAACCCAAGACCAAGACCGCUAGCGAAACAUACCAAAAGUUAUCUCAAUUGGAACAUGUCCUCAAGAGGCCCGACACGUAUAUCGGGAGCGUCGAGCCCAUUCGACAGUUCAUGUGGAUUUUCGAUAAAGAGAAGAAAAUGAUGGUCAACAAGGAGAUCUCCUUCGUGCCCGGACUCUACAAGAUCGUCGACGAAAUCCUGGUCAACGCAGCUGAUAACAAGCAACGUGACGAUAGCAUGGAUACCCUCAAAGUAACUAUUGACUGCGAGAAGAACAUCAUCUCUGUUAUGAAUAAUGGAAAAGGGAUUCCCAUUGAGAUCCACGAGACUGAAAAGAUUUACAUACCUGAGCUUAUUUUUGGACAUCUUCUGGCUGGAAGUAACUUCGACGACGACGAGAAAAAGACAACGGGUGGUAGGAAUGGUUAUGGAGCGAAGCUUGCGAACAUUUAUUCGACUGAGUUUGUUGUGGAAGCUGCCGACAAACAAACUGCGAAAAAGUACAAGCAGGUUUUUAAAAACAACAUGUCGGUCAAAGAGAAGCCGAAGAUCACUGAAAAUAAGAAGGGAGAAGAAUAUACCAAGAUCUCGUUCAAGCCCGACCUCGUCAAAUUCAAUCUACCGGCUGAAAAUGGGCUUGCAGGAGAUAUGGAGGCCCUAAUAAGUAAGCGUGUUUACGAUAUGGCCGGGACUCUGAGGAACGUGAAAGUCUGGUUGAACGACGAGAGAAUCAAGCUCCCGGGAUUCAAGAAAUACGUGGAGAUGUAUACCAGCGGAGUCAAUGAAGCCGCCAAAUCCUCAACGAAAGGCGAGGCUCCCGGAUCCCCCGGCAAUGCUGCAAACAAAACGCCGAUCAUAUACGAGGAAUGUGGCAAGCGAUGGGAGAUUGCGUUUACUCCCUCAGAUGGACAAUUCCAACAAGUCUCGUUUUGUAACUCCAUCGCAACCACCAAGGGUGGGACUCAUGUGGAACAUGUCGUCAAGCAACUAGUCGAGAAAAUCAUCGAAUCCGUCAACAAGAAGAAAGCCAAACUGACUCUCAAACCGUAUCAAGUCCGGAAUCACAUCUGGGUCUUCGUCAAUUGUUUGAUCGAAAAUCCGGCUUUUGACAGCCAGACAAAGGAGAACAUGACUCUGUCAAUGAGCAAGUUCGGCAGCAAGUGUGUGAUGACCGACGAGUUCAUGAAAAAAGUCAUGAAAUCCGGCGUGAUCGACAGUGUCAUGGACUUUGCUAAAUUCAAAGAAGAAGCCGCGCUUAAGAAGACCGAUGGGUCCAAGCGUUCCCGGAUCACCGGUAUCGUCAAGCUAGAAGAUGCCAACAAUGCUGGGACCAAAAAGGCGGCAGAUUGCACGCUGAUCCUGACUGAAGGAGACUCAGCCAAAUCCCUGGCUGUUGCCGGGCUCUCCGUCAUCGGACGCGACAACUACGGCGUCUUCCCUCUGCGGGGCAAACUGCUCAACGUCCGUGAGGCCAGUGGCGCGCAACUCUUGUCGAAUGCGGAAAUCCAGCAUAUCAAACAAAUCAUGGGGCUUCAGCAAGGCAAGAAAUACGCCAGCCGCGAUUCGCUUCGGUACGGUAGCUUGAUGAUCAUGACCGAUCAGGAUCACGAUGGCUCCCACAUCAAAGGCUUGAUCAUCAACUUUCUCGACUAUUUCUUCCCUUCUCUGUUGGAAAUUCCCGGCUUCCUCGUCGAAUUUAUCACGCCAAUCGUGAAGGUCACGAAAAAGAAAGAGGAGAUUUCUUUCUUCACGAUGCCCGAGUUCGAGAAAUGGAAAGAAGAGAACGACGGCGGACGCGGCUGGACUAGCAAGUACUACAAAGGAUUGGGUACAAGUGAUGCAAAAGACGCAAAAAAAUACUUUAGCCGGAUGUCCUCCCACAGAAUCAAAUUCGCCCCCACUCAAGAGAAUGAUCGUAGCUUGAUUGAUAUGGCAUUCAACAAGAAGAAGGCUGAUGAUCGGAAAGAGUGGCUUAGAGGCUUCGAGCCUGGUACCCAUCUCGAUCAAAACGUUUCGCAAAUUACCUACUCGGAAUUCAUCAACAAAGAGCUUAUUUUGUUUUCGAUGGCCGAUAACAUUCGUUCGAUCCCAUCGAUGGUAGAUGGAUUCAAGCCUGGACAGAGGAAAGUAUUGUUCGCAUGCUUCAAGCGAAAACUGAAGGCAGAAAUCAAGGUUGCGCAGUUGGGAGGUUACUGUUCAGAACAUUCGGCAUACCAUCACGGAGAAGCAAGCUUAACCCAGACGAUCGUCGGUCUGGCUCAAAACUUUGUCGGAAGUAACAACAUAAAUGUCCUUUCGCCAAACGGACAAUUCGGUACCCGUGCCUCAGGUGGUAAAGAUGCGGCCUCUGCAAGGUAUAUUUUUACCAACGUGGAGAAAAUCACUCGAGUCAUCUUCCCGCCCUCCGAUGACAAUAUUCUGACUUACCUGACGGACGAUGGAACACAAAUCGAGCCCGAAUGGUACAUCCCCGUCCUGCCCAUGGUCCUCGUCAACGGUUCCAGCGGGAUCGGAACCGGAUGGAGCUCAGAUAUUCCGAAUUACAAUCCAGUCGACAUCGUCAAUAACUUACGCCGUCGCCUGGCGGACGAACCGAUGGAACCCAUGGACCCAUGGUUCAGGGGUUUCACUGGCCAAAUCCUCCCAGAAGCUCCCGGUAAAUAUAAGGUCCUGGGUGAAUGGGACCAGCCUGAUGAGGAUACUCUCGAAAUUACCGAGCUGCCCAUCCGCGUUUGGAAUCAAUCUUACAAAGAACAGAUCGAAGCAUGGAUCAAUUCGACUGAGAAGAUUCCUGCAUUGGUCAAGGAUUAUCGGGAAUACCACACCGAGACAACGGUGCAUUUCAUCAUCUCAUUAACUGAGAAAGGAAAAGAAGCUAUUAAGAAAGAAGGCGCCGAGAAAGUGUUCAAGCUAUCGGGCAGUCUAUCGAUCAACAAUAUGGUCUGCUUUGAUCCACUUGGGAAGAUCAAGAAAUACGCCACCCCUGAACAAAUCUUGGACGACUUCUUCGAUGUCCGAUUGGCUUGUUACCAAAAGCGAAAAGAAUAUCUCGUCAAUGAUCUUACACUGACGUACGAAAGACUGUCGAAUCAAGCGAGAUUUGUGCUGAUGAUUAUCGAAAAGAAGCUUAUUGUCAACAACCGAAAGAAAGCUGAUAUCGUAGCUGAAUUACGAAAGCUGGAGUUCCGGCCGUUCCCCAUGAAGCCCAAAGUCAAGACGGCUGGGGAUCCCGACCAAGCAGAUGAAGAGGGCGCCGAAGAAGAAGUUGCUGAUGUCGGUGCGGCAGGCACCGCGGGUGAUUUUGAUUAUCUCUUGGGAAUGGCCAUCUCUCGUCUGACGGCCGAGCAAGUCGCCAAGCUCUUGGCAGAACGAGACGACAAGGAGAAGGAAUUGCAGAUCUUGCUCGAGAAAACUGCAAAAGACUUAUGGCAUGCCGAUCUAGAUACUUUUGAGCAAGAGUGGAGGCGCAUCAUGACUUCUGAUGUUGAUUCCCGUCGAGCAAGUGUCAAGAAAGUGAAACCCCUUGGAUUCAAACCCUCUGCCGCAGCCAAGGGCAAAGGGAAGAAACCAGCAGCUAAAGCUGAACUUGAUAGCGAUGGAGAAGAGAUUUACAAGCCAAGUAUCGAUAAGAAACCGGCCAAACCGAAAGCGGGAACUCAAUCCAAGCUAAACUUCAAGCCUGCCGUCGGAACUUCUGCUUCGGCCGCUGAACCCAAGCCCGAGUCAACUGAAGAUUCCAAAGCCAGCAAGCCCAGUGGAUCUGGUAAAACCACGGCGGCGUCCAAAAAAGUCAAACGGGAUGCGUCUGAGCUGAGCGAUGAUGAAAAGCAAGCUCCCAAGGCUCCGGCCAAGAAGAAGAAAGCGGCACCUAUCAAAUCAGACGACGAUAGUGAAGACGAUUUCGAAAUCAAAGUCAAGUCCAAGGUUACUAAGCCAGUCAAAUCGGCAGCCAACGCCAGUCAAGGGAGCAAAGAAGACGAGGAAGAAGACAAGCCAAAGAAGCAGCCGGCCUCGAAGACGACCACCACCAAGAAGCUCAACCCGUCAAAGCCAGCGUCUAGCGCGAAGGCCACAAAAGCCAAACCGACAAACCCGAAGAAGCGAGGCAAAAAGAUCUCAGAUGAUGAUGGCAGUAGUGAUUCAGACAUCCGCAAACUUGCUUUAAAUGACGACGAUGACGAGGACGACGAUGACGAUGACGAUGACGACUCGGUGGUCAUUGCUAAACCGAAGAAGAAAGCCGCCCCGGCCGCCAAGAAAAGAGUUGUGUCUGGCGCCUCGACUGCCGCUUCUAAGAAAUCGUCCAGUAGUAAAGCUGCUCGGAAGGACGAUGAUGAGGACGUUGAUAUGGAGGAGCAGAACGAGGAUGAGGAGGAUGACUCGAUGGUCAUUGCUAAGCCGAAGAAGAAAGCCGCCCCGGCCUCCAAAAAAGGAGCCGGCUCCGGCGCCUCAACCGCUGCCCCUAAGAAGCCAUCCGGUAGUAAAGCUGCUCGGAAGGACGACGAUGAGGACGUUGAUAUGGAGGAGCAGAGCGAGGGUGAGGAGGAUGACUCGAUGGUCAUCGCUAAGCCGACGAAGAAAGCCGCCCCGGCCGCCAAGAAAAGAGUCGUGUCUGGCGCCUCGACUGCCGCUUCUAAGAAGCCAUCCAGUAGUAAGCCUGCUCCGAAGGACGACGAUGGGGACGAUGAUGAUGACGAGGUGGAUGCUCCGAUCCGUCGCCCGGCUAGGGCCACCAAGGCUCGUCCUAAAAGUUACAAGCUGAAAGACCUCAGUUCUGAGGACGAUGACGGCGACGACGAUGGGAGCCAAUUCGAGGAAGGCGAUGAUUGA